UGAUGGAAGCUUCGUCGUGGGUUUGAUGCUUGAUUGAAGAGCUGUGUCGUAUUCAGCUCACUCGAAUCCAGAACGUUGAGAUGAAGAAAAGUCUAUGGGUGCCAAUCUCUGGACCGUAGUUUUAUCCAAAAGAGGGACAUUAUUUGUGGUCUGCAUUUCGCAAAAGCUAACUUUGAUUUUGUUUAAUCAGUGAAGCUUCAUAGGCUAACCAUAUCCCCAGAGGCUGCCGCUGCCCAACUGCUGGCGCCAGGCUGAAGUGGAGUGCGCAACGAGUAUUGUCCUGUUGUGGGGCACUAAGUGCGCGACACAUCCACUGCUUCUCCGCGAGUCUGUAGACAAGUGUAGAGCGACGCGGGAGGAACAGUAAUUGUAAGAAAAAUAGCGCUUUCCUCGACGAGACUUAUUUGUGAAGCUCCUCUUUCUGCCGGCGGCGCCCCCUGCAGUUGUGGAUGUGGUAUGACCCUGUGUGGCAGGAAGGUGUUGACAGUGCUAAGCAGCGUGUUCGCUGUGUGCGCCCUGGGCCUGCUGGGCGUCGCUGUCAGUACUGACUACUGGCUCUAUCUGGAGGAGGGCGUCAUCCUGCCCCUCAAUCAGAGCACUGAGUUACGCAUGUCCCUGCACUCGGGCCUCUGGAGGGUCUGCUUCACAGCUGGAGAUGAGAAGGGCCGUUGUUUCACCAUUGAGUAUGUGAUGCCCACCAACGUGCAGCUGACGUCGGAGUCUACAGUUAGUGUGCUGAAGAUGAUCCGUUCAGCCACUCCCUUCCCCCUGGUUAGUCUCUUCUUCUUGUUCAUUGGUUUUGUCCUGAGCAACAUCGGACAUAUCCGGCCCCACCGUACCAUCCUGGCCUUCAUCUCCGGAAUCUUCUUCAUCCUCUCAGGUCUGUCUCUGGUGGUGGGCCUGGUGUUGUACAUCUCCAGUAUUAAUGAUGAGAUGUUGAACAGGACCAAGACCAACGAGGCCUACUUCAGUUACCAGUAUGGCUGGUCCUUCGCUUUCGCUGCCAUCUCCUUUCUGCUCACUGAGACGGCCGGCGUCAUGUCCGUCUACCUGUUCAUGAAACGCUACACGGCCGAGGAGAUGUACAGACCCCACCCGGGCUUAUACGGUCCGCGCCACAGCAACUGCUCCGACUACUCUGGUCAGUUCCUCCACCCGGACACCUGGGACCAGCACGGCCGCAGCCCCUCCAGCAUCUCCAGCGAAGCCUCGCUCCAGAUGAACCACUCCCUCCACUCCAACUACCCAGCGCUCCUCAAGUGUCCCGAGUAUGACCGCAUGUCCUCCUCCCCAUGCUGAGGCCUGCGUAAAGCCCUGGAGCCUGGGCAGUGGGUUGUACACACAUCCCCAGGAAGGGAGAGUCUGACUGAGAUGGUAGACUAGGUUGUUCGGUCUGGAGGAGGGCGAUUGAGAGGGCUGAUGGGGAGGCGCCUAGGCUGCGUUUUGUGAGAGAGAGGGGGGGGGGGCGUAUCUUUUUCCAUGUGUGUGACGACCUCUUUUGAAGUCCUCUUGUAGUGCAGUUUUCUGAAUUUUGACACAUUUGGGAGAUGGCGACCCCCACAGCCGACCUUCCAUCUCUGGUUUUACUCAAAGUACAGUAGAAGUAGUGAUUCUCAAUCAGACCUUGUUCACCUUCGCCAUACAGUACGUUCUCGAUCUUGGUCAAUAUAGAAGCCGAUAUCUCCCCGGUAACCCACGUAGGUCUUCUGUCAACUGUAUAACUUGUAAGAUAAUAUACUAUAAGUGGGUAGAUUGAAAGUGAAAUGUUUCUCUCUUUAUUAUCUAUUUAUUUUGACUGUGGGUUUAAUCAUCCCGUCAAGAGAGCAGGAUGUUCAUUACACGUAAUUGAUCAAUUUAAUUAUUUUUUUUUCAUCUUCCAUCUCACGCUCAGCACUGUUGUACUGUUAAUAAAGACAGAGAUAAUGUUUGUAUAUGUUUGAAUGGAAAGAAACCAGGAAGCUACUACUACAUCCAUGGAGUCCCUGCAGAAUUACAGGAUGUACAUAAUGCAGUGGAAAGGGGGGGGGUAAAGGGAUGAUGAAGCUAAAGGAGAGAGAAAGGAGAAUAGUGUGUGUAUAGCCUCAGAACAUGGUUUGAUGGUCAUUGUGACCAUCAGAUAUGGAGAGCCAGUUUGAAUGUAAUGUAGCUGAUGAAGAAUGCAAAGUUGAUAUAAGCUAAUCCUGAUUUUGCUGUUAAUAGUGCACCAGGCACAUAUACACUACUGGUCAAAAGUUUUAGAACACCUCUUUCAAGGGUUUUUCUUUUGUUUUUACUAUUUUCUACAUUGUAGAAUAAUAGUGAAGACAUCAAGACUAUGAAAUAUCAUAUAUGUAAUCAUGUAAUAACCCAAAUAUUUUAUAGUUGAGAUUCUUCAAAUAGCCACCCUUUGCUGAUGACAGCUUUGCACACUCUUGGCAUUCUCUCAACCAGCUUCACCUGGAAUGCUUUUCCAACCGUCUUGAAGGAGUUCCCACAUAUGCUGAGAACUUGUUGGCUGUUUUUCCUUCACUCUGCGGUCCGACUCAUCCCAAACAUCUCAAUUUGGUUGAGGUCGGGGGAUUGUGGAGACCAGGUCAUCUGAUGCAGCACUCCAUCACUCUCCUUCAUGUUCAAAUAGUCCUUACACAGCCUGGAGGUGUGUUGGGUUAUUGUCCUGUUGAAAAACAAAUGAUAGUCCCACUAAGCCCAAACCAGAUGGGAUGGCGUAUCGCUGCAGAAUGCUGUGGUAGCCAUGUCUUAAAGUAAUGGACUGUUGUUUCUCUUUGCUUAUUCGAGCUGUUCUUGACAUAAUUGAGAGAAUGCCAAGAGUGUGCAAAGCUGUCAUCAAGGUAAAGGGUGGCUUUUUGAAGAAUCUCAAAUAUAAAAUAUAUUUUGUUUAACACUUUUAGUUACUACAUGAUUCCAUAUGUGAUAUUUCAUUGUUUUGAUGUCUUCACUAUUAUUCUACAAUGUAGAAAAUAUAAAAAAUAAAGAAAAACCCUUGAAUGAGUAGGUGUUCUAAAAUGUUUGGCCGGUAGUGUACCUGUAAAAUAAUCUGCUUUUUGGCAAUGGAGUAAAUCACUGGAAAUGUCAAAUGUAUACUUAAAACAAGUUUCUAUCAGAUUGCAUAUGCAUAGUUACAUAGGGGGGUCAGGUAGCCUAGUAGUUAGAGAGUUGGGCCAGUAACCGAAAGGUUGCUAGAUCAAAUCCCCGAGCUGACACGGUAGAAAUCUGUCGUUCUGCCCCUGAACAGGCAGUUAACCCACUGUUCCUAGGCCAUCAUUGAAAAUAAGAAUUUGUUCUUAACUGACUUACCUAGUUAAAUAAAGGUUAAAUACAAAAUGAAAUACAAAUAAAUGUAAGCAGUUUGUCUUUGGAUUGUUGUGUGUGUCCCAAAUGGCACCCCAUGGCCCUGGCCAAAAGUAGUUUGCUAUGUAGGGAAUAGGGUGCCAUUAGGAAUUUGACAUUGAUUAAGGAGAGACUCAGUUAGAAAAAAAUCUUAUUGUGUUAAAUGUGACUAACUUGAAAAUACAUAUUGUCUCAUAUACAUAUAUUUAAGUUAUAGUAUUUAUGCCAUUAUUUGUUCAAUCUUUGUAUAUUUUAAAGUCAAUUAUCAAUCUAGAGGACACAACUAUUGUCGAUGUUCAAUGUUGCGACUGAUGUUAAUAUUGUUAAUAAAUAACAAUUACUAUGUUUUUUCUUGUUCAGUGGUCUCAUUGACAGCCUAGAAGUUUCUACCCACAGUGCGC
This is a messenger RNA of Oncorhynchus nerka (sockeye salmon), 3728 nucleotides long. RefSeq names its product voltage-dependent calcium channel gamma-5 subunit. Gene Ontology annotation, cellular component: AMPA glutamate receptor complex; postsynaptic density membrane. Gene Ontology annotation, molecular function: channel regulator activity; voltage-gated calcium channel activity. Gene Ontology annotation, biological process: positive regulation of synaptic transmission, glutamatergic; regulation of AMPA receptor activity; calcium ion transport. NCBI's taxonomy places the organism in Eukaryota, Metazoa, Chordata, Actinopteri, Salmoniformes, Salmonidae. The transcript has 6 exons. The coding region runs from base 457 to 1299 and encodes 280 amino acids. The record is from RefSeq and is a predicted model, not a curated record.